Coniosporium apollinis CBS 100218 is the source of this 366-nucleotide messenger RNA. RefSeq lists its product as uncharacterized. NCBI's taxonomy places the organism in Eukaryota, Fungi, Ascomycota, Dothideomycetes. The transcript has 2 exons. The record is from RefSeq and is a predicted model, not a curated record. The coding region runs from base 1 to 366 and encodes 121 amino acids.
AUGUCAAAUCAGGAGGUAAGCAUUUCGGACAUCGGUCUGAAGGCUUUAGCGCUAAUCAAAGCCGGCUCGGCUGUGCAGGUUGAGCAGAAAGCUGAAGACAACACUCUGCAUAAUGACCAGCCCGUGAAGAGCCAUUACAAACCUAGCGACAUGGCUGCGCUUAAACCAGACUUUCAAGAAGACGCCAAAGUGGCCUUGAAAGUCCUGGUGAACGGCAGGAUGGCCACGAAGAAGAAUCUGUUCGUUUACAAAGCGACCUUCAAGAGUAACAAAUGGAUGUACCAGCUGGCAGAAAAGCAGGAUGGUUCUUACGUGUUGUAUGACAAUGGCCGGGAGUUUGAGAAGACCCGGCUGAUACAUGGGUGA